This is a messenger RNA of Hevea brasiliensis (rubber tree), 988 nucleotides long. RefSeq names its product eukaryotic translation initiation factor 5A. The coding region runs from base 155 to 634 and encodes 159 amino acids. NCBI's taxonomy places the organism in Eukaryota, Viridiplantae, Streptophyta, Magnoliopsida, Malpighiales, Euphorbiaceae. Gene Ontology annotation, biological process: positive regulation of translational termination; positive regulation of translational elongation. Gene Ontology annotation, molecular function: RNA binding; ribosome binding; translation elongation factor activity. The record is from RefSeq and is a predicted model, not a curated record. The transcript has 5 exons.
UCCUUUUAUAUUUGCUCUCUUCCCUAUUUACCCCUAUAAAUACCACAAAUCUCAGUUCCCCUUUCGCCCUCUCUGCUUUUUAUUUCUCUCCCUUCUCUGUUCUUCUCAUACUCUCUCGUAUUCGAAGCUAGCUACCAGCCAACCAAUCGUCACCAUGUCUGAUGAAGAGCAUCAUUUUGAGUCCAAGGCCGAUGCUGGAGCUUCGAAAACUUAUCCUCAGCAAGCUGGUACCAUCCGUAAAAACGGUUACAUCGUCAUCAAGAACCGUCCCUGCAAGGUUGUUGAGGUCUCAACCUCCAAAACUGGCAAGCAUGGUCAUGCAAAAUGUCAUUUUGUUGGAAUUGAUAUCUUCAAUGGCAAGAAGCUUGAAGAUAUCGUCCCUUCUUCUCACAACUGUGAUGUUCCCCAUGUUACCCGUACUGAUUAUCAGCUGAUUGAUAUCUCUGAGGAUGGAUUUGUGAGUCUGCUGACUGAGAAUGGAAACACCAAGGAUGACCUAAGGCUUCCAACUGAUGAAAAUCUGCUGACUCAGAUCAAGGAUGGAUUUGCCGAGGGGAAAGAUUUGGUUGUGACUGUGAUGUCUUCCAUGGGAGAGGAGCAGAUUUGUGCUCUGAAGGACAUUGGCCCGAAGUAAAUGUUCCUCCCACUGUGUGGGGCUUGUCCAUUGUUGACUGCUGAUAAUUGUAGUUUAGCAGUGCGAUUAAUGUGGGUUUGAGAACAUGGGCUGUUUCAGGAAAUAUUUUACAUGAGAUGAGACUUGUCAUUAAGUAGCGGUUUUAUUAUUUAUUUUUAUAUUUUUGCGCUUUGUGUGGAGAAGUUAAAUCUGCUAGCAAGACUAUACGCUUCGUAGCAACUUUGGAUGUUUCAAACUAUUUACCGUUUCGUUUCAUCAUGUAUUUGAGUCCAAGUAAGUUUUUUGUUCGUGGAAGCGUGUGUAAACUGUCUUCUGAUGAUUCUUUUAUGAAAAUGUAUUGUGGAAAAGAAAUAA